AUGGCAGUGGAUUUAGUCGGAGGGGGUAGUUUUAGAGUAGCAUUUCAAAUGCUAUUUGAUGCUGUUAUAGCAGUGAAGAAGGAGACUACCAUGUUUAAAUCUAUGCUUGGAGAUAUCAAAUCCACACUGGACUCUUUACAGCCAGUGAUCAAAGAGAGAGAAAAAUAUGACUCAAAGGAGGGGCUAGAAAAUUUUGCAAUGCAAAUGGAGGAGGGGGUAAAGCUUGUUUACAAAUGCAGCAAGGUUGGUGUGUGGAGCUUGUGCAGAAAAUACAGAUACACCAGAAAGCUUGAUGAAUUGGAUAAAUGUCUUCAAAGACUAGUGGAGGUGUUGAAAGUGCAGGGCAUAAGGGAUGUCAAGGAGACCUUGGUUUCUUUGAGGAAUAUAGAGACGGUGCUGCAUCGAAUUGAAGGGAACUUGGUGAUGCAAAACCAACCUGAAAAAAUCAAUGGUUGGUCUUCAGUGCCUGAACCUCCACCGGUUACAGUUGGGUUGGAUGUGCCAUUGAAAGAAUUGAAGAUAAAGCUUCUUAAGGAUGAUGUGUCAAUGCUUGUGCUGACUGCUGCUGGUGGAUGUGGGAAAACCACAUUGGCAAAAAAGUUUUGUCAAGAUCAGGAAGUUAAAGUGACACGUCUCUUAAAUCAUAUUUGGAUAGAUAAAUUCAAGAACAAUAUCUUCUUCGUCACUCUUUCAAAAAAGCCCAACUUGGACCUUAUUGUACAUGAGCUAUAUCAACGCAAGGGUUCCCAGGUGCCUGCUUUCAAAAAUGAAGUAAUUGCAGUUUACUGGUUGCAACUAUUUCUGAAGGAAACAUCACAAAAUCCUGUACUGUUUGUCCUGGAUGAUGUUUGGUCAGGAUCAGAGUCCCUACUUGAGAAGUUUGAUGAAUUCAAAAUGACAAAUUACAAAGUUUUGGUCACAUCAAGAUUUGCAUUUCCAAGAUUUGGUUCUCCAUAUCAUUUGGAAUCCUUGAAUGAUGAAGAUGCAAUGGCUCUUUUUCAUCAUUCAGCAUCUUUGGAGGAUAAGAGCUCUUAUGCUCGGGAAGAUCUUUCGAGAAAGAUAGUAGAGCUAUGUAAGGGAUUUCCACUUGCGAUUACAGCGGUUGGAAGAUCACUUCGCGGCCAACCUAUAGAGAUCUGGCGAAAAAGAGUAAUGGAAUGGUCUAAAGGUUCUUCUAUACUUGCGUCAAACAAUGAUUUGCUUGCUUGCCUCAAAAGCAGCAUAGAUGCCUUGGAUAAAGAAAAGCCUACCCUCAAGGAAUGUUUCCUUGACCUUUGCUCAUUUCCUAAAGAUCGAAGGAUCUCUGCUGCCACCCUCAUAGAUAUGUGGGCAGAGUUAUAUGGCCUAGACGAACCUAGUCUGUCCAUUGCAAACCUCUACGAACUAACCACCCAGAGUUUAGCUAAUCUUAUAGCCACAAGGAAUGAGCGGGACGCUGAUGGCUAUUACACUGAACACUUUGUCACUCAGCAUGAUAUGCUUAGAGAGUUGGCUAUCCAUCAGGCGAGCCAGGACCCAAUAGGACAGAGAAAAAGACUGAUUAUAGACAUACGUGGAGAUAAUCUUCCUAACUGGCUGACAGAGGCAAAGCAUCAGCCCAUGCAGGCUCGACUAUUAUCUAUCUCAACUGAUGGAGCCUUCUCAAAAAAAUGGCCAAACAUGCAACUACCAAAAGCAGAGGUUCUAGUUCUAAAUUUUGAAACAAACAGCUACGACUUACCCAAAUUUGUGAAGAAAAUGGAUAAAUUAAAGGUUCUAAUAGUCACAAAUUUCAGUUUCUUACCUGCUGAAUUAAAUAAUUUUCAACUACUUGGUUCAUCAUCAAAUCUGAAGAGAAUUAGAUUGGAACGCAUUUCAAUUCCUUCAAUAAGCAAGAACAUCAAACAGUUGGAAAGUGUGCAGAAGAUAUCUUUGUUCAUGUGUAGCAUCGGUCAAGCUUUUGGUAAAGGUUCCAUCAACAUUUUAGAUGCAUUGCCAAAUCUAGGCGAAAUGGACAUAGACUGUUGCCAUGAGCUGGUGGAGUUGCCUGUCGAGGUUUGUGAUCUCAUUCGCCUUAAGAAGCUUAGCAUCACCAACUGUCAUAACCUAUCCGCCUUGCCUGAAAAGAUUGGAAAGUUACUCAGUUUGGAAGUGUUGAGGCUUAGGUCUUGUACAGACUUGUUAGAGUUGCCAAGCUCGAUUAGGAACCUCAAAAAGUUAAACUUUCUCGACAUAUCCUAUUGCUUUAGCAUUAAGCAGUUGCCUGAACACAUUGGUGAGAUUUGCAGUUUAAAAAAGCUCAACAUGAGACAAUGCUCAAGAUUGCAAGAUCUCCCUGCAUCAGUUUUGGACCUUGAGCAGUUGAAGAAUGUGACAUGUGAUGAGGAGACUGAAAUUUUAUGGGAACCCUUCUUACCCCUUCUCAAAAACAUACACAUAAAGGUGCUCAAAGAAGAUAUCAACCUAAAUUGGCUCCACAAGCAUCCAUCUUGA
This is a messenger RNA of Prunus armeniaca (apricot), 2472 nucleotides long. Lineage: Eukaryota; Viridiplantae; Streptophyta; Magnoliopsida; Rosales; Rosaceae. The record is from the annotation of a GenBank genome assembly.